This is a messenger RNA of Cotesia congregata, 840 nucleotides long. Lineage: Eukaryota; Metazoa; Arthropoda; Insecta; Hymenoptera; Braconidae. The record is from the annotation of a GenBank genome assembly.
AUGCCUGAACUGUUGAAUGAUCCAUUGGUAUAUUUACAAACUAAUAAGGACCCAACGAGGAAAUAUCAGGAUAAAGUGAAUGGAAUAAUAGCAGUUCUUUUGGAGGAAUCGGUGAUUUGUGAUCAGAAGGCUAGAUAUUUAAAAGCACACAACACGUUGCCUCCUAGGUUGUAUGAGCUUAGGAAAAUUCACAAACCAGGAUGUAAACUUCGUCCGGUCGUAAGCUGUAUCAAGUCGCCGUGUUACAAAUUAGCUAAAUUUCUCCAUGGGUUGUUAACACCACUUAUUAACACGUUUGAAUUUAACAUUCGAAACUCUACAGAAAUGGUGAGGUUUAUCAAUAAUACUAGACUGCCUCCUGACUAUAUCUUGGUUUCACUAGACGUGGUCUCCUUAUUCACUAAUAUACCGAAGGCACUGGUUUUAGAGAUUAUAAAUGAGGAAUAUGAGACUAUUAGAGAAUUAGUAAAAGUCUCGAAAGGCAAGUUAUGUUCUUUGAUAAAUGUUUGCUUUAAGACGAGUUAUUUUACUUUCAACAACGUUUUUUAUCUUCAGUUAGAUGGCUCAAGCAUGGGAAAUCCUGCAAGUCCUGUCUUGGCCAAUCUUGUUAUGGAUUAUAGAAAUAAUUAUCCUACUAAGUUCAUCGAUUGCUGUAUUAAUAAAUUUAAGAGCAAACAUAUGGAUGAAAGGAGGGAUAAUUUGAUAGCUGAUAAGCAAGAAAAUCGAUUCAGGUUCCCUUACAUCAGGGGCUUAUCGCAAAAUAUUAUGAGAUGUUUCAGAGUAACGGAUUGGAAACCAGCAUUCUAUAACAUAAAGAAGGCUGGAGACAUAUUAGAUUAG